Messenger RNA from Erinaceus europaeus (western European hedgehog), 2617 nucleotides. Its product is annotated as KIAA1191 ortholog. NCBI's taxonomy places the organism in Eukaryota, Metazoa, Chordata, Mammalia, Eulipotyphla, Erinaceidae. The transcript has 9 exons. The record is from RefSeq and is a predicted model, not a curated record. Gene Ontology annotation, cellular component: cytoplasm. The coding region runs from base 350 to 1264 and encodes 304 amino acids.
AGGCAGCGGCGGCUUGGGCAGCAGGAGCGUCGGGCCUGUGUCCCGGACCUCCUGGUCCUUGCGCCAUGGCUUGGCUCUCGGCUGCGCAGCAGCCUCGCAGGACACGCGGGUCCUCCGGGCUUCUCUAGUGCCGGCGCGCCGGGGUCGCGGGCAGUGCAGUCCCGCAGGCGACGGAGAGCGGAACCUCUGGAAUGGACACAUCUUCCUGGACAGCUUCCCUCCUUCACAGCAGCUGGACAAUGGACGACCAUCUCUGUUUGUCGGCAUAAUCAGCACCUCAGUUCACUCUGGUGGCAGGACUCAGCCUGGAAUUGUAUUUAGAAAAACCACCCGGACCCCCAGUCUCUCAAUGGCUUCCAGACAACCAGAAAUGCCCGCUCUCGAGCCGAGUGGGCCACUGGGCAAGAUGUCGCUGCCCAUUGGGAUGCACCGCCGGGCAUUCAGCUACGAUGACGCCCUUGAAGACCCCACGCCCAUGACCCCUCCUCCAUCAGACAUGGGCAACAUCCUCUGGAAGCCCGUGAUUCCAGAGCGCAAGUACCAGGACCUGGCCAAGGUGGAAGGACAAACCAGCGUGCCCACCCCUGCCGUGACUGUGUCACCCACUGUCGAUGGCGCAGACAAGGUCCCCGUGGUGAAGGCGAAAGCCACCCACGUCAUCAUGAAUUCUCUGAUCACAAAGCAGACCCAGGAGAGCAUCCAGCGCUUCGAGCAGCAGGCUGGGCUGAGGGAAGCUGGCUACACCCCCCACAAAGGCCUCACCACUGAGGAGACCAAGUAUCUGCGUGUGGCCGAGGCAUUACACAAACUGACGCUGCAGAGUGGAGAUGGCACGAGAGAAGAGAAGCAGCCCGGCUCCAACCAGUCCAGCCCAAGCAGCACCCCCCAGUCCUCCCCACGGCAGAAGUCCCGGGGCUGGUUCGCUUCUGGAUCUUCCACCGCCCUGCCCGGCCCCACCACCAACCCUCUGGAUUUUGGAAGUGGGGAUAAGGACAAGAACUUGGUGGAGCGAUGGAGCCUCUUUGGGCCCAAAGCCCUACAGAAGUCCGACCCGGGACCUUUUGCCACCCAGGCCUACAGAGGUGCCCAGAAACCCUCUCCCAUGGAAGUGAUGCGUACCCAGGCCACCCGCAUGACCGAAGACCCAGAAGCCUUCCAGCUGCCCAGGAUGGACCACCCAGCCACAGGUGGAAAGCAGCAGCCACCCCGGACCCACAAACUCAAACCCCGGGACUUGAACGUGCUCACACCCACCGGCUUCUAGAACUCUAGGGACCUUGGGGGGGAGAUGAUGGCUUGUCACCAGCCACCUCUCUCUCUUUUCACUUCAGCUCCCACAUAGGCUAGGCUCUUUACUGUUAGUCUUCUUAAAAAUAAAACAGACUAGGGGGUCGGGAUGUAGCGCAGCGGGCUAAGCACACGGGGCGCAAAGCACAAGGACCGGUGUAAGGAUCCCGGUUUGAGCCCCCAGCUCCCCACCUGCAGGGGAGUCGCUUCACAGGCGGUGAAGCUGGUCUGCAGUUGUCUUUCUCCUCUGUCUUGCCCUCCUCUCUCCAUUUCUCUGUGUCCUGUCCAAUGACGACGACAUCAAUAACAACAACAGUAAUUACAACAACAACAAAAACAAGGGCAACAAAAAGGAAAUCAAUAAAUAUUAAAAAAAUAAAACAGACUAGAUAGGUGAGAGGCGGGGACAGGGCUGGUCUUUGAGAUCACCUGCCCUGAGCUUGUCCUUGCAUGGAGCCGUUUGUACCUUUUUAUGAUUUAAAGUCCGACUAAAUAGCCUCACAGCGGUGAUAGUGGGAAGCGUUCCCCCCCUCCACCUUUUAUCAUGUAGCCUAGAGAGCUUGUGAGCAAGGUCUAUGUUGGUGUUUCCUUCACAAUCAGUGGGAGGCCAGCACAGUGCGCCCUGUGGUCCCUGGCCGGUCCUCCGUGCUCCAGCUUGUCAGCUGUGUAUUUGUGGGGGAGAGAUGUGUUGGAGGCCUGAGUGUCCACUGGGGCCUCCUUGCUUGUGCGCUGGCAGAAUGCACGAAUCACUGUCCCCACAGCCUGUGCGCUCGCUCUCUCUCUCUCUCUCUCUCUCUCUCUCUCUCUCUCUCUCGGCGGUCUGUCUCCAGCCAGGGCUGCAGGAGGGACACUUGUCUUUUCCCAGAAGCUACACUAGUCCUGCAUCUCCCUUGUUGCACUUUAGAGUGAGGCGAUUCGAAGCUCACUUUGGCCGAAAACCUCCUGUCAAACUCCAGAAGGUGGUGACCAGUCUGCUUAGCGUGCCGAGUUUCCGGUCACCCUGUUUUGAUUGCUUUGUGGAAGUCUGGGCUUGAAACCCCCACCCUGAGGUGGAAGCCUUAGGUUUUCCUGUGGGACAUUCUCCUUCCAAAUGAGCUCCACGCCUGCAGAGGCCAGGUGCUACAACUGGUUGGUACCAUUUUCUUUUUUUUUUGCCUCGAAUCCCUGAUGAUUUUGUUGUAGGCAGUUUAUCAAGCACACAGGGAGCUGAGCUGAGCUGCCCACGGAGAAAGGCCCUGGAGUCUAAAUUGAUGAGAACUGUUAAUUUAUUUGUAUCUUCUGUUAAUGCUCGUGUCUCUUACUUUGACAAUGAAAUUGCUCACUACUUUCA